Messenger RNA from Monopterus albus (swamp eel), 2226 nucleotides. RefSeq names its product dynein regulatory complex subunit 3 (gene drc3). Gene Ontology annotation, cellular component: cilium. NCBI's taxonomy places the organism in Eukaryota, Metazoa, Chordata, Actinopteri, Synbranchiformes, Synbranchidae. The record is from RefSeq and is a predicted model, not a curated record. Gene Ontology annotation, molecular function: protein binding. The transcript is spliced from 14 exons. The coding region runs from base 127 to 1800 and encodes 557 amino acids.
UAAGACGUUAUAUGGAUUUUAUUUAGGUACUAAAUGUGUGUUUGUUUUUUAAGUACUUCGUACUGGAAGGCUAGGUUUUGCAGUUGUUGAGAGUAAAGUGAAGUAUCCAGCUCCUCUAACAGCAACAUGAACUGGCAAUCUGAGCCCAUUGUGAUAGACAAGAAGCUUCUAGAGCAGGCAGUUGAACACCAGACUGGGUGUACUGCCAAGGCAAAGGGAACCCACUUUAACGAAAUGUUGUAUCUAAAUCUGCAAGACAAAGAAAUCGUGAUGAUUGACAACUUAUGGGAAUUCAAAUCCUUGGCCAAGCUUAAUUUGAAUAACAACUUCAUAGAGAGGAUUUGGGGCCUGGACUGUCUGGUUAAUCUGACAUGGCUCGAUUUGUCAUUCAACAAAAUAAAGAGAAUUGAGGGUCUGCAGUCUUUGCGGAAGCUUGAAAUGCUGAAUUUGUCCAACAACAGAAUCUCUGUCAUUGAAAACAUGGAUAAACUUGAGAAACUCACUCAUUUCUCCAUUGCAAACAACCUCCUCGGACAGCUGGACAAUGUGCUCUAUCUCAGGAGAUUUAAGAAUCUGUUCAACCUCACCCUAUGUGGAAAUCCUGCCACUGAGGAGGACCGUUACAUAUUUUUCAUUGCUGCCUACUUUCCAGACUUGAUGUGCCUAGACUACAAGAUACUUAAUGAGAAAAUAAAAAAUGAAGCAGCUAUCAAAUACAAAAAUGCCCUUGAGGAAAUGAGAUGUGAAGAGCAGCAGAAAAAACAAGCUGACGAUGCUGAGCAAAGCCAGAAAGCAGAGCUCCAAUUACACACAGAUGCUUUUGUGGAGUUCCUCAAUGGGUCUUAUCUGUUUAAGAGCAUGUUUGAUGAUGAUCCAGCAGCAGAGACACUACAAUGUAUGCCUGAAGUGGCUGAUCUGCUUCAAACAUUUGAGCAGAAAAUGGUGGCGUUGUGUAUGAAGUUAUUUGAAGUAGGCCUGGCUGAGCAUAAACAAAGAGAGAUGGAAGUGACCGCCUUCUUCUCUGGUCAUACUGAGACUGUGAAGUACUACCAACAGAAAGCAUCACACAUACUGGCAAAUUUUGAGCAGCAACACAAAGAGAGGUUACAGAAGUUGCAGCAGUUGUCAGACCCAGAUUUACUGAAGGUCGAGAUCAAUGGCGGCAAUGAUGAAAACAACCAACUCUGUAAAAGCUUAAUGUCACUGAAGUUUCCGCUGAUCAGCCAGGUGGGGAGGUUACAGAGGUUACAGAAGUUGUCAGACCCAGAUUUACUGAAGGUCGAGAUCAAUGGCGGCAAUGAUGAAAUCAACCAACUCUGUAAAAGCUUAAUGUCACUGGAGUUUCCGCUGAUCAGCCAGGUGGAGGAUUUCAUCAAAACGUUGGACCUCAGCAUCUCAGAGAUGGUGGGCAACUUCAGUGAAACUGUUCAAGGGAUAUUUGCCCAAUGUCGAGAUCUGGAAGAUAAGUACCAUCAAAGUUUGAAAAAAUUUGCUGUUGCAACUCUGGAAAAAGUGGCCACGGACAGCCUGGACGAGGAGGAGGAGUUGGACAUGACAGAUGAUUUUAUAAUGCUGUUUACAGACAGAGACACGGUAAUGGAUGUACUGGCCACUGGCCAUGACAACCACCUGAUGAAGAUCAAUGACCGAGAGACUCUGUUAGUUACACGUUUAAAUGCCUGGAAAGCAGCCCUCAUUAAAGGGAUUCAAGACAAAGAACUUAAGCUACACCGCAUUCGUCUCUCAGACAUCCACAGAUAUGCUGACUAUCUGAGGAAGCAGCUGGAGGAGAUGCAGUAGCAUCAUCAGUCACACAUUCCUCCCCAAACAUUCAUUUAUGUAUUUUCACAACCUGACUGAACAGCUGACAGACAAAUUAUACUAUGUACAAGUAAAAACUGUUAUCUUUUAUGAUUUUUAUAGUUGUUUCUUAUGCAAUAAAAUAAUUCCCCCUGGCCUGUUUAAUAGUGAAAAGGGGUAUUUUAAUAACCAUUAUAUUGUUUUAGUAUCUUGCCUUGCCAAGUGAAUACAUGUGCAUGAGGUCUAUGUGUUGUACAAACUGAUAUCACAAGAAAAUGAACAGUACAGAGGGUGUAGAUCAAAAACAGAAAAGCAAAAAUAUAUAUUCAAGAACAUAAAAUACUGUACUGUUUAAGGUUUUAGGCACUAAUAGUUUUUAUUUUUAAUUACCUUUAUAUGAAGUGCAGGAAACAAAAAACCUAAAUA